GUUAGCGGCUGCUUGCCUUUAAAACACACAAAGGAGAAAGACGAAGAAGAAGAAGAAUGCGAUUCAGAAGAAGAAGAAGCGGAAGUGUUUUUUCUAUUUAGUUAAUUUGCGACGAUUCUCUGACUCUUUGUCGCCUUUACUGAUUACCAGGGUCCAACCCACAUCACAUCUACAAUGAACCUGGAACGAAUGCCCAAUGAGGAGAAACUUGGCCUAUGCCGAAAAUAUUAUUUAGGUGGCUUUGCAUUUCUGCCAUUCCUGUGGCUGGUGAAUGUUGUUUGGUUUUUUAAGGAGGCCUUUGUAAAGCCAAAUUACACUGAACAGCUCCAGAUCAAAACAUACGUAAAGCGGUCAGCACUGGGGUUGCUGUUAUGGGUUACAGUACUCACCACAUGGAUCACCAUUUUCCAGCACUUCAGAGCACAGUGGGGGGAGGUGGGAGAUUACCUCUCCUUCACAAUUCCACUGGGAAUUCCUUGAAACAUUUUUCUAUGUCAGGUCUUUUUAAAAAAAAAUAACUAAUGAUCCACUAAAUGGACCAAAGAAUUUUCCUUCUUUAAUGACAGUGAAAGAUUCUGCUGAUUUGUCUGGUCUCUGGAGAUAAAUUCAAUGGCUGAGUCACGUUAACAGAGUAAUUCCUUAUGUCUUCAAUGUGUUUUGUGCUUGCCAAGGCCUUUGAGGAAAUCCUUUUUUAGAGUAGGCUUAUUAAUCUUGUAUAGCAGACGAUGUUAACUGACAUGACAGUAUCUAACAGUAUAUCUAAUGAUGAAGCUGGGUGUGUUUUCAGGCUUGUUCACGACUUUGAACAAUUGAUUCAACAAACUUUUUUCUUGAGUUGCGGAAUUUAAUGUUUGUGAUCGUGCACCCCAAACAAUUUUUACUUGUGUAUGAAUGACGAAUAAAAAAAAAAAAAAAUAAUG
This is a messenger RNA of Sebastes umbrosus (honeycomb rockfish), 920 nucleotides long. It is a transcript of the gene psenen, whose product is annotated as presenilin enhancer, gamma-secretase subunit. The record is from RefSeq and is a predicted model, not a curated record. Gene Ontology annotation, cellular component: gamma-secretase complex. NCBI's taxonomy places the organism in Eukaryota, Metazoa, Chordata, Actinopteri, Perciformes, Sebastidae. The transcript is spliced from 4 exons. Gene Ontology annotation, biological process: Notch receptor processing. The coding region runs from base 175 to 480 and encodes 101 amino acids.